AUGCACGGAUAUGCCCCAAAUGCAGUGACCUAUGAUGAUGUGCAUGUUGACUUCACUUGGGAUGAAUGGACUUUGUUGAAUCCAUCCCAGAAGAGUCUCUACAAAGAUGUGAUGGUGGAGACCUACAGAAACCUCACCGCUAUAGGAUAUAAUUGGGAAGACCAUAAUAUUGAAAAACAUUGUCAAAGUUCCAGAAGACAUAAAAGGCAUGAAAAAACAUAUACUGGAUUGAAGCCCUAUGAAGAAAAUGAGUGUGGUAAAGCCCUUUUACAUCACGGUCAUCUUCGAAUGCAUAAUAGAUCAGGCAUUGGAGAGAAAGCCUAUGAAUUGAUAUAA
Messenger RNA from Myodes glareolus (Bank vole), 336 nucleotides. Lineage: Eukaryota; Metazoa; Chordata; Mammalia; Rodentia; Cricetidae. The record is from RefSeq and is a predicted model, not a curated record.